This is a messenger RNA of Dermacentor silvarum, 423 nucleotides long. Its product is annotated as peptidase M20 domain-containing protein 2-like. Gene Ontology annotation, molecular function: dipeptidase activity. Bases 1 to 423 code for a protein of 140 amino acids. The transcript has 3 exons. NCBI's taxonomy places the organism in Eukaryota, Metazoa, Arthropoda, Arachnida, Ixodida, Ixodidae. The record is from RefSeq and is a predicted model, not a curated record.
AUGUCAAGCAAUGUUCUGACCCGCGUGACGUAUCACGGUCGCGAGAGCUCCGCGGUGCUGUGUCCCUGGCAGGGCAUCAACGCCCAAGACGCCGCAGUGGCUGCCUACCGCAACGUGACACUCCUGCGCAGGGACCUGCCACCGCAGUGGCACGUCGCUGGUGUGCUGCGGCCAUCGGAGUCACAGUCACCGCUACGUGUGCCGGAGCGCUGUAGGCUCGAGCUCUUCGCCUGCACACCGAGCGGCCCCGACCUGUUGGAUCUGCAGAAGCGAUUGCGCUCGGCCUGCAUGGGCCCGUGCCACUCCACUGGCUGCAUGGUGUCCUUUGAUUACCAGCGACCCUACGUUGACAUGAUGGCCAACGAGGCGCUGGGGCAGUUUUUCCUCGAACAGGCACAGCGCACGGGCGUCGCCGGUAAGUGA